AUGAGCAGUGCCGUGGUCCUCGCCCACCUCCCAGACCCCAGCAGCAGCUUCAGGGAAGACGCCCCCCGACCCCCUGUCCCGGGGGAGGAAGGAGAAGCACCAUGUCCGCAACUCGCCAGCUCGUUUCUCCCCAAAAGCCAAAGCUUCAAGGCCAUGCCGGUGCCUCCUGCCCCGCGGAGGAAUGAGAACGGACUCGGGGAGCCGGAAGGCAGCGCAUCUCCAGACUCCCCUCUGGCCAGAUGGACCAAAUCCUUGCAUUCCUUGUUGGGAGAUCAAGAUGGUGCCUAUCUUUUUCGGACCUUCUUGGAAAGGGAAAAAUGUGUGGAUACCUUAGACUUCUGGUUUGCCUGCAACGGCUUCAGGCAGAUGGACCUUAAGGAUACCAAAACUUUAAGAGUAGCCAAAGCUAUAUACAAAAGGUACAUCGAGAACAACAGCAUCGUCUCCAAGCAGCUCAAGCCUGCUACCAAGACCUACAUAAAGGAUAGCAUCAAGAAGCAGCAGAUAGAUUCUAUCAUGUUUGAUCAGGCACAGACUGAGAUUCAGACUGUGAUGGAGGAAAAUGCUUACCAGAUGUUUUUAACUUCUGAUAUAUACCUCGAAUAUGUAAGGAGUGGAGGAGAGAAUCCUGCUUACAUGAACAGCAAUGGACUGGGGAGCUUAAAAGUUGUCUGUGGCUAUCUCCCGACCUUGAAUGAAGAAGAGGAAUGGAGCUGUGCAGACUUUAAAAACAGAAUCUUGCCUUCGGUAGUUGGACUAUCCAGCAAGACGUUGAGGGUUACGGCGAAUGUCAGAGCUACGGAAGCGAUCGAGAACGGAUACAGGUCCUUCAAGAGGAACGAUCCCGUUAACCCAUACCAUGUGAAUUCUGGCUAUGUUUUUGCCCCAGCAACCAGUGCAAACGACAGUGAAAUAUCUAGUGAUGCCCUGACGGAUGACUCCAUGUCAAUGACGGACAGCAGCGUAGAUGGGAUCCCCCCGUACAGAAUUGGGAGCAAGAAGCAGCUCCAGCGGGAAAUGCAUCGGAGCGUCAAGGCCAAUGGUCAAGUUUCUCUACCUCAUUUUCCGAGGACCCACCGUCUUCCCAAGGAGAUGACCCCAGUGGAGCCGGCUGCCUUCGCUGCGGAGCUCAUUUCCCGACUGGAGAAGCUGAAGCAGGAGCAGGAAACCAUGGACAGUCUGGAGGAGAGGCUGCAGCAAAUCAAGGAGGAUGAGGAGAAAGAGGGCUCGGAGCUCCCCGCCAGCCUGCAGAGCAGUCGGGAGAUGGUGAACCCCCAGCAUCCGCAGCACCCGCUCUCGCUCCUGCCCUCCGGCAGCUAUGAGGAGGACCCCCAGGCCAUCCUGGAUGAGCAUCUCUCCCGUGUGCUGAAGACCCCCGGCUGCCAGUCACCCGGCAUGGGCCGGCACAGCCCCCGCGCCCGCUCCCCCGACCGCCUGCUGAUGGGCAAGCUGCAGCCUGGCGCAGCCUCGUCGGCAGCGUGUGCCUUGGUGGGUAAGGGAUUCAUCACCAAGCAGACCACCAAGCACGUACACCACCACUACAUCCACCACCACACCGUGCCCAAGACGAAGGAGCAGAUUGAAGCGGAGGCGGCUCAGCGGGUGCAGUGCUGCUGCCCAACAGGCAGCGACUACUUCUGCUACCCCAAGUGCAAGGGCCACCCGAAAAGCACAGACCCCCCUCUGCCUCCGCUGGAGCCCUUUGGGGGGCUAAUGGCGGGCUCCUGUCCCCUUCUCACCAUCAGCAGGACAGGGACGUUGCCGAAGAGGCCGGGCAGAGGAGCGGAGAGCGUCGCCCUGCCGGCCGGGGACGGGGGGCUGCCUGGCCCUGGCGGGGUGCAGCUACCAGGGGGCGAGGCGGACCGGGCGCAGAACGUCUGGCAGUGGAUGCUGGAGAGCGAAAGACAAAAUAAGCACAAGCCCCAUAGCACACAAAGCACAAAGAAGGCCUACAGCUCCGACUUCGCCAAGGGGGCCCCCGGCCGCCACCACCCGUGGGGGACCGGCAGCCACCCGCGUGGGGCGCAGCCCGCCCACGGGGUCCCAAAGCCGCAGAAGCAACGAUGUUCAACCUCAAAUCAGCAGAGGGAUCGAAACCACUCGGCUGCCGUUCAGGGGGGAAACACCCCUUUCUGCAAUGCAAGUCUAACGACAGAAGAUCACAAAGAGCCAAAGAAACUGCCAGUUGUUCACACCUCUCAGUCGAGCGAGUUGGUUGUCACCUAUUUUUUUUGCGGAGAAGAAAUUCCCUACAGGAGGAUGUUAAAGGCCCAGAGCCUGACACUUGGGCACUUUAAAGAACAGCUGAGCAAAAAGGGGAAUUACAGAUACUACUUCAAAAAAGCAAGCGACGAGUUUGACUGCGGUGCGGUGUUUGAAGAGAUUUGGGAAGAUGAAACCAUCCUGCCAAUGUACGAAGGAAGGAUUCUUGGGAAAGUAGAAAGGAUCGAUUGAUGGCAUCUGUGUUUCUUAAGAAAAGUUAAGCUAG
Molecule: messenger RNA, 2488 nt
Organism: Nipponia nippon (crested ibis)
Lineage: Eukaryota; Metazoa; Chordata; Aves; Pelecaniformes; Threskiornithidae
Source: RefSeq, a predicted model, not a curated record